Messenger RNA from Hemicordylus capensis (graceful crag lizard), 2841 nucleotides. RefSeq names its product NECAP endocytosis associated 2 (gene NECAP2). The record is from RefSeq and is a predicted model, not a curated record. NCBI's taxonomy places the organism in Eukaryota, Metazoa, Chordata, Lepidosauria, Squamata, Cordylidae. Bases 383 to 1180 code for a protein of 265 amino acids. Gene Ontology annotation, cellular component: clathrin vesicle coat; membrane. Gene Ontology annotation, biological process: endocytosis. The transcript has 8 exons.
CUUCUGAAGCUAGAGGGACACUUCCGGUCGCCAUUGGAAGGCCGUAAGAAGCUGUGCGGAGGGAGAGGCCUUAGGCCGAGCAGCCGCUUAUCAGGCCGGUCCCCAGAGAGUUCGCCCCAGAAGGGCAACUUUUCCUCCUCGCUCCUUUGCAACCGCGUACACGUCUCCGACGCUCGAGCAGGAGCCCGAAGUCGCCUCGGCGGCGCCUUGCUUUCCUCUUGGUCGCCGCCUGGCGCCGGCGCAGUCUCCGGCCUUUCUUCCUUCGCCUCUUUGUUGCCUCAGAGGUCGGCGCAGGCGCGGUGGCUAACGAGGCGGGCGGCGCAGGCGCGGUGGCGCCGUGCGGGCGAGUGCCCCGGAUGUCCGGGUUCUUCCCGCAGCCAAGAUGGCGGACGCCGAGUACGAGUCGGUGCUGUGCGUCAAGCCGGAGGUGCACGUCUACCGGGUGCCGCCCCGCGCCUCCAACCGGGGCUACAGAGCGGCUGAGUGGCAGCUGGACCAGCCAGCAUGGAGCGGCCGGCUGCGGAUCACGUCGAAAGGGAACGUGGCCUACAUCAAGCUGGAGGACAAGAAUUCAGGAGAACUUUUUGCCCAGGCGCCUGUGGAUCAGUUUCCCAGCAUCGCUGUGGAGGGGGUGACGGACUCCAGCCGAUAUUUUGUCAUCCGGAUUGAGGACGGGAACGGCCGCCGAGCCUUCAUUGGAGUGGGGUUCGUUGACCGGGGCGAUGCCUUCGACUUCAACGUGGCCCUUCAAGACCAUUUCAAGUGGGUCAAGCAGCAGAGCGAGCUGGCGAAGCAGGCCCUGAAUCCAGACCAGGGCCCCAAAUUAGACCUGGGCUUCAAGGAAGGGCAGACCAUCAAGCUCAACAUUGCGAACAUGAAGAAAAAGGAAGGCACCCCGGGGACCAGACCCCGCGGAACAGGUGCUGGGGCCCCCAGCCUCCUCCCGCCCCCUCCAGGAGGAAAACCAGCCCCUUUCCCUCUGCCUGGGGAACAGCCCUCCUUCCAUCCUGUGCAGGCCUCAGCAGGGGUCGAUGAAGCAGCAGAUGCCUCCGUGUCUUGGCCACAGCCCAGGAGUUCUGCGGCAGAAGGGCUGGCUGCUGACAUCUGGGGAGACUUUGCCAAAGCCUCUGGGUCUGUCUCCGGCCAGGCUCAGCAGAAUACGGGCUGGGUCCAGUUUUAAGCCAGGGGUCUCUCCCCACUUCUCCUGUGAAGGCGCAGGAGUCGGUGAGGAGAAGGACCGGCCGUCUUUUUUCGUUUUCUUUUCAUUGUGGACCAAAGGCAAAGAAGAAAGGCCUUGCCCUUCAAGAGGCCCCCCAAACUCUGGGCAUGUGUGGGUGUUUGCUUUUGGCAUUCUGGGGGCUGGAAGCGGGGGCAAAGUAUGUACAUCCCCCCCCCACCUGCUGCCCUGCUGCACCUGUCGCAUGCGGCAGGGCGGGGUUCCUUUCCACUGCUCAGAGACUCCCGAGGGUGGUCAGCUUCUUCCGUAGAGCAGCCGGAAAAGGCUUGGAAGGAAGAGGGGCCCUGUGGCUGCGUCUCAACGGAGGUGCCUCCCUGCUCUCUGUUCUGCCCUGCCAAAGAAGUUCUGGGAUUCCUGGGCAGGGAGGAGCUUCUGGCGAGGGCAGGCCUUGAUUCUGGAAAAGUAUGGGCUUCUUAGACGCACCCACUUGGUAUCUGGAGAAAGGAGGGGGCCCUCCCCAGUGGGCGAUGUGGAGAGGUGCCCAGGGCAGUGUGCAAAUGGCCACCCUGGCACAUACCCGCCCCACUCACCCGCUUCCCAGGAUGGAGGGGUUCUGUCACGCAGCUGUGCCAUGCACGCAGGAACUCCUCUCCGCACACAGCUCCUCUUCUCUGGCUCAGAGAGUCUGUUUCCCAUGGUGCACCCAGACGCCUUGCUGCUUCUGAGGCCAGGUUUACACGGCAGCCUCCAAGUGGCUUAGCAGUCAUGCCUGCCCACAAAGAGACCCUGUGUGGGAUUGCAGGUCUCGGCACUCCUCCCUCACUGGAACCCGAAGCAGUCCAGUUUAAAGCAGAGUUACGCCUCUUGUCUAAACACUCCUUGGGCCACUGUGGGUUGGGCAGAACCGCCAGGACAGAGAGGACAGGUGACCGCUCUCUGCGUGGGAGCCCAUGUUCCUCCCCACUGGCUUUUUUGUGCUGUUUUUCAUUGUGAAGUGCCUUCUCUCUCUUUCCUUUUCCCUCUGCUGCUCAACAGCCUUCUCUGGAAAAGUUUUGCACAGUUACUGAGGCUAUUUCUUGUGUGAAACUUUUCUUAGGCUACGUUCACACAGUCAUGGUGAUCCUGGUUAAAGAACCCAGAAUUUCCUUUCCCCACUGCAGUUAACCAGGAUAGAUAACUAGGAUCUGAUCCGCAGCAGUUUGACCCGGUUUGCCUUAGAAAUCCUGGGUUCUCACAAUCAACUCGGCAGAGCUCAGUGAUCCUGGUUAACGCUUUAACUAGGAUUGCCAUGAUCGUGUGAAUGAAGCCACACAUUCCUUCCUUGUGUGCCUUUUGUGGGAGAAUAAAUCCUUUUUAAAAAUUUUUUUUGAAGCAAAACAGGCCUUUUUCUUCUUCUUACAGCUGUUUGGCCUGUGACACGUUUUAGACAUCAUGAAGGACAAACUAUUUUUUCUGGGUCUUUUUUACAAAACUGGACUUUAAUUCCUUUUUGAAAUAUAGAUAUGUGUCUGUGUGUGUAUAUAUAUAUUUGUAUCUAUUUAUACCAAGGUGAAGGCCUUUUACAGAAUGUUUUACUUUUAUGCAACUCUGCAAAGCCCUUUUCUGACUUUCUUCAUCGUUUGGUUUGUGAGCUGGUUCCUGAUUAAAACAAAAUGUGGAAAUCA